Molecule: messenger RNA, 630 nt
Organism: Olea europaea var. sylvestris
Lineage: Eukaryota; Viridiplantae; Streptophyta; Magnoliopsida; Lamiales; Oleaceae
Product: 40S ribosomal protein S27-3
Exons: 4
Coding region: 94-354 (86 amino acids)
Biological process (GO): ribosomal small subunit assembly; translation
Cellular component (GO): ribosome; cytosolic small ribosomal subunit
Molecular function (GO): structural constituent of ribosome; RNA binding
Source: RefSeq, a predicted model, not a curated record
AAUUAGGGCAAAUACCCUUCAUUCAGUGCGAAGCAAUUUCUGAUUUCUCUCACGCGCAGCCGUCGAAGGAUUCUUUUACCUUGUUGAAUCAAAAUGGUUCUCCCGAACGAUGUCGAUUUGCUGCAUCCUCCACCGGAGUUGGAGAAGAAGAAGCACAAGCUCAAGCGUCUCGUCCAGUCUCCCAAUUCUUUUUUCAUGGAUGUGAAAUGUCAGGGUUGCUUCAACAUAACCACUGUUUUUAGCCACUCACAAACCGUUGUGGUCUGCGGCAACUGCCAGACGGUGUUAUGCCAGCCCACUGGUGGCCGUGCCCGACUCACGGAGGGAUGCUCCUUCAGGAGAAAAGGGGACUGAGACUGCAGGCGUCCUGUUGCUACUCGACUAUUGCCUCUUUUCUUAUUCAGCCGUGGUAUCCAAUGAAUUUUUGACUUUUUAGGAUUUCAAUUAAGUUUAUGUCUUGUGUCAACUUAGGAAGUGCACUUGAGUAAGGGGAAUUUGUUUCUCUGUACGAGGUGCUACUUAUCCCAUGACAUGAAUUGUUAAGUAAUCUGAUUCUUUCUUUGCUAGUCGUUAUUUGUUUGAUUUUGAAGUACUUGUUUUAAUAUUUGGCAACUUAAUAGUUUGAAAAUA